CUUCGAUCUGGUACAGUUCCGCAACCGAAAUCAAUAAAGAAGUGCACUCAAGGGUGUAAAGAAAUACCUCCCACAAACAGAAUGGGGGAGUUUGUAUUUUAUUUCAUCUCAUUUUGUUUUAGCAUGAUGGUACACUGUAACACAGUAGGGAGGACGUUCGGUUGCAGGGGCUCUGUCACUAAAAUUAGUAGAUUGGAGCUGGACCACGAGCUGAAUUCCCAUUCCUGGUGUGUUAUCCUGCCACACAAACUCCACCUAAAAGAGACGUCAACAAGAAUUCAUUGCCGUCCUUUCCCCAUUCCCCAAUCCCCAUUCGCGCUUAGGCCCCUUUUAGAACGACAUCUGAUCUGUUCCACCGGGAUCAGUCGAUGCACGCCUUUUUUUCCGACUCAACUUUCCGAAACACUACUGGUGUAGCGUGUGGCUGACAAGAACCACCCGGAAGAGACGGACAGCCUGUCCUCUGCCUCUAUUUUCUCCCUUCUCUUUCUCCAGACUUGCGUUUGCAGCUUGCAGCUAAGGUACACCGCCGACUGCUAUAUACACUGUUUUAA
Colletotrichum navitas is the source of this 554-nucleotide messenger RNA. RefSeq lists its product as uncharacterized. NCBI's taxonomy places the organism in Eukaryota, Fungi, Ascomycota, Sordariomycetes, Glomerellales, Glomerellaceae. The coding region runs from base 82 to 417 and encodes 111 amino acids. The record is from RefSeq and is a predicted model, not a curated record. The transcript has a single exon.